AUGAAAUACUCGAUUGACUUUAUUCGUAUUGGGUGGACAAGGCGUAUUUCAGAUCACUACUUUAGUUCUGCAUGUACGAUAUCAUUACUAAGAGGACCUAAAUUGAUUCUUGUUGACCCUGGUAGUCCAUGGGAUUCGCAGUGGCUUCUUUCUCAGCUCUCAUCUCGUGGAGUAAAUCCUUACGAUAUUGGUUUUGUUGUUUGUACACACGAUCACGUCGAUCAUAUUGGAAGCUUACAUAUAUUCCCAAACUCUACUCGGAUUGUGGGCGAGAAUUUCGAAGUUCAAGGUCUUAAAGAUUGCUUCAGUAUUCUCAAAACGCCUUAUGAGAUCGACUCCUUGAUUCAUAUAAUAUCUACACCUGGGCACACUUUGUCAGACAUAUCAGUCAUUGUGGAGGAUAUUGACCAAUUCGGUCGUGUUGCCAUAGUGGGUGACUUGUUUGAAUGUGAGCAAGAUAUUAUUGAUCCAUCUUUGUGGCAUUCAUCUAGUAACGAUGUAAGCAUUCAACAAAAAAACAGAGAAUUCAUUAUCGAUAACUUUGACUACAUUGUUCCAGGUCAUGGACCAGCCUUUAAAGCUACUAAAAGGUGGCAAAACUAA
Schistosoma mattheei is the source of this 603-nucleotide messenger RNA. NCBI's taxonomy places the organism in Eukaryota, Metazoa, Platyhelminthes, Trematoda, Strigeidida, Schistosomatidae. The record is from the annotation of a GenBank genome assembly.